This is a messenger RNA of Gastrolobium bilobum, 3605 nucleotides long. RefSeq names its product tyrosine-sulfated glycopeptide receptor 1-like. The record is from RefSeq and is a predicted model, not a curated record. NCBI's taxonomy places the organism in Eukaryota, Viridiplantae, Streptophyta, Magnoliopsida, Fabales, Fabaceae. Gene Ontology annotation, biological process: protein phosphorylation. The transcript has a single exon. Bases 19 to 3435 code for a protein of 1138 amino acids. Gene Ontology annotation, molecular function: protein kinase activity; ATP binding; protein binding.
CUCAAAUCAUAUUGGCUUAUGACACCCUUAUGUCCCCUUUCUCCUUCUCCUUCUUCUUCUUGUUUCAUGAGGAAGGAUCACAACAAAGACUCUAUCUUUACCUUCUUUGUAUCUGUUGUUCUAAUGACAAAGGCUACACAAAAGCCAACAACAAGAUCAACCCCAUCAACAUCAACACCCUCUCAUCCUUCUUCUGCAUAUUAUUACAUGGUUUCCAAGUUAAUGGUCCCUUUCAUAAUAGUACAGUUACUUAUUCUGUCCUUGUUGGUUGUUCAAGUCUCUUCUUGUAACCAAAUUGAGAAAGACUCUCUUUUAGCCUUCUCUAGUAACAUAUCCACUUCUUUGCCUUACCCUUCUCUCAAUUGGUCUACUUCUGCUGAUUGCUGCCUGUGGGAAGGUAUCACUUGUGAUGGGGAUCUUCAAGUCACUCAUCUUUUGCUACCAUCUAGAGGUCUCACUGGCUUCAUCUCUUCAUCUCUCAUAGGCCUCACUUCUCUCUCUCACCUUAAUCUAUCUCAUAAUCGGUUAUCUGGUAAUCUCCAACACCAGUUUUUCUCAUUGCUUAAUCACUUGCUGGUUCUUGAUUUAAGCUACAACCGUCUCUCUGGUGAAUUGCCGCCCUUUGUUGCUGAUAACAGUAGCAGCAAUAGUAGUGUUAGUGUUAUUCAGAAGCUGGAUUUGUCUAGUAAUUCGUUCAAUGGAGCACUCCCUUCUUCUCUACUUCAGAAACUUGCUGGUGCAGCAGCAGGAGGGAGUUUGAUAUCUUUCAAUGUUAGUAAUAACAGCUUCACAGGUCAAAUUCCCACUUCUCUCUUUUGCAUUAACGACCAUAACUCCUCUUCUCUCAGAUUCUUGGAUUAUUCAUCCAAUGGUUUUGAUGGUACCAUUCAGCCUGGUCUAGGAGCAUGUUCCAAGCUGGAGAUAUUCCGAGCAGGUUUCAAUUUUCUAACCGGGACUAUCCCAAGUGAUAUUUUUGAGGCUGUUUCUCUCACAGAAAUCUCAUUGCCACUCAAUAAACUCAGUGGAACAAUUGGUGAUGGCAUUGUUAACCUUGCCAACCUCACAGUUUUGGAGCUCUACUCCAAUUAUCUCACGGGUCCAAUUCACUCUGAUAUUGGUAAACUCUCCAAAUUGGAACAGCUACUUCUUCAUGUCAACAAUUUGACUGGUACCCUGCCCCCAUCUCUGAUGAACUGUGUCAAUCUUGUUGUGUUGAAUUUAAGGGUCAACAAAUUGGAGGGAAAUCUCUCAGUAUUCAAUUUCUCAGGUUUCCUCAGACUUGCUACACUAGACCUUGGCAACAAUAAUUUUACUGGUGUUUUACCACCAACCCUUUAUGCAUGCAAGUCACUUGCAGCAGUAAGGCUAGCAUUUAAUCAACUUGAGGGGCAGAUUUCACCUGAGAUACUUGGACUUGAGUCCCUUUCUUUCCUAGCAGUUUCUAGUAACAACCUGAGGAAUGUCACUGGGGCUCUGAGAAUACUCACAGGACUCAAGAAGCUAAGUACCCUUAUGCUCUCCAAGAAUUUUUACAAUGAAAUGAUACCAAGUGAUGUAAACUUAAUAGGCCCGGAUGAAUUCCAAAAUCUCCAGGUUCUAAGCUUGGGUGGUUGUAAUCUCACAGGUCAAAUACCAGACUGGCUUGUAAAUCUGAAGAAGCUUGAGGCCUUGGACCUGUCCUAUAAUCAAAUUAGUGGUUCAAUUCCUCCUUUGUUGGGUACACUUCCUCAGCUUUUCUACAUAGACCUGUCUUUUAACCUCCUUACAGGAAUUUUCCCAACGGAGUUCACAAGACUCCCAACACUAACAUCUCAACAAGCAUAUAAUAAUGAACAAAGGACUUACUUGGAGUUACCUGUCUUUGCUAAUGCCAACAAUGUUUCCCAGAUGCAAUAUAAUCAGCUUUCCAGCCUACCACCAGCAAUAUAUCUGGGAAGCAAUCACCUUAAUGGCAGUAUCCCAAUUGAGAUUGGUCAACUAAAAGUCCUUCAUCAGCUGGACCUGAAAAGCAACAACUUCUCUGGCAAUAUACCAGUUGAAAUCUCAAACUUGACUAACUUAGAGAAACUAGACCUCUCAAGAAACCAUCUAUCUGGUGAUAUCCCUGACUCACUCAAAAGAUUACACUUCUUGUCUUUUUUCAGUGUAGCGUACAAUAAUUUUCAAGGACAGAUACCAAGUGGUGGUCAGUUUGAUACUUUCUCCUCCUCCAGCUUCGAAGGAAAUCCACAAUUGUGUGGUUCAAUUAUUCAGCACCCUUGUUCUUCUCAACAAAAUACUAAUAGUACUGCAGCUAGUCACAGACCAAACAGAAAAGCAAUGACUGGACUUAUCAUUGCAGCCUGCUUUGGCAUCUCUUCCAUGAUGACAGUGUUGGUAAUAUGGUUACUCUCCAAGAGGAAGGUCAAUCCAGGAGGAGUGCCAGAAAAAAUUGAACUGGAAUCAAUUUCUGCCUACUCCAACAGUGGGGUUCAUCCUGAGGUUGACAAGGAGGCUAGUGUAGUGGUAUUGUUCCCCAACAAAACCAUUGAAACCAAGGAUCUUACCAUAUUUGAGAUCUUAAAAGCCACUGAAAAUUUCAGCCAGGCAAACAUAAUAGGAUGUGGGGGUUUUGGUUUGGUUUAUAAAGCAACAUUACCAAAUGGAACUACACUAGCCAUCAAGAAACUUUCAGGAGAUUUGGGUCUUAUGGAAAGGGAAUUUAAAGCAGAAGUAGAGGCUUUGUCAACAGCACAACAUGAGAAUCUGGUGGCAUUACAAGGCUAUUGUGUGCAUAAUGGCUUUAGGCUUCUCAUGUAUACUUACAUGGAGAAUGGAAGUUUGGAUUACUGGUUGCAUGAAAAGGCUGAUGGUGCAUCUCAACUUGAUUGGCCAACUCGUUUGAAGAUAGCACAAGGUGCAAGUGGUGGUUUGGCUUACUUACAUCAGAUAUGUGAACCACACAUUGUGCAUCGUGAUAUAAAGUCAAGCAAUAUACUCCUUGAUGAAAAGUUUGAGGCACAUGUUGCUGAUUUUGGGUUGUCCCGGUUGAUUCUUCCAUAUCAUACUCAUGUUACAACUGAACUUGUAGGUACAUUAGGUUAUAUUCCACCAGAGUAUGGACAAGCAUGGGUGGCUACUCUGAGAGGAGAUGUGUACAGCUUUGGAGUUGUCAUGCUUGAGCUUCUCACUGGGAGGAGGCCUAUUGAUGUAUGCAAGCCAAAAAUGUCAAGAGAGUUGGUUGCUUGGAUUCAUCAGAUGAGGAGUGAAGGAAAACAAGAUCAAGUUUUUGACCCUCUUCUGAGAGGGAAGGGCUUUGAAGGAGAGAUGCUUCAGGUACUUGAUGUGGCCUGCAUGUGUGUUAGCCACAAUCCUUUCAAGAGACCAACCAUCAGAGAAGUUGUUGAAUGGCUGAAGAAUGUAGGAUCAGCCAACCAGCACAGAAAUAAUGACUAGAGAGGAAUGUUUGUCCUUCAACAAAUCUUGACAGUAGAUAUGUAUACUUGUGCAAAAAAUUUUGCUUUUCUAUAAAUACAGGAUUGUCAUUUUUACCACUGUAAAUGUUGAUUCCCCCUGUCAGAAUAAUAUUUCUAGAAAGAUUUUGUGAAUUAUAUUAUGUGAUCAUC